Molecule: messenger RNA, 538 nt
Organism: Diversispora eburnea
Lineage: Eukaryota; Fungi; Glomeromycota; Glomeromycetes; Diversisporales; Diversisporaceae
Source: the annotation of a GenBank genome assembly
AUGGUGCCCUACAGAAAAAAUUACAGAGAAACCCCAACAGGAACACUAAGAUAUCGGUCACAAGAAACAACGGCGUCAUCGAAUAAACGAAUUAAAGGACAAGAGUUAGAAAUAAGAACAUACGAAUUUUUAAAAAACUAUGGAUUAGACGUAACGAGAACAUGUGAUGGAUAUUAUAAUAGAAAUACGCAAAGGUACAUAUCGACGGGGGAUGGAGGAAAAGACAUGAUCGCAAGAUAUAAAGAAAAAAAUAUUUUAGUACAAUGUAAAAAUCACGAAGCAGAAAUCGGAUCACCAAUAAUCCGACAACUAAUAGGAUGUAUGAAUAAUAAACAUGAUUAUGGAAUAAUAGUAGCAAAAGGAUUUAAUAGUGGAGCAAAAAGAAUAGCAGAAUCAUCAAAAGAAAAAAUAGUAUUAGCAACAAUAGAAACUCUGGGAACGGAAUUAACAAAACUAUUAAAUAACCAAGUAAUGGAACAAGAAGAAGAAAUUACCAUUAAAAAUCCCGAAGGAAAUAUUCAUAUAAAUUUUUCGACAA